Molecule: messenger RNA, 1804 nt
Organism: Suncus etruscus (white-toothed pygmy shrew)
Lineage: Eukaryota; Metazoa; Chordata; Mammalia; Eulipotyphla; Soricidae
Gene: CORO6
Product: coronin 6
Exons: 11
Coding region: 362-1774 (470 amino acids)
Biological process (GO): cell migration; actin filament organization
Molecular function (GO): actin filament binding
Source: RefSeq, a predicted model, not a curated record
GCUCGGGCUCUACCGCUCGACUUUCCCGCCGCGGGGCGGGGCCUUCCCAGGACACGCCCCUGGAAGGCCACGCCCCCGCAGGUUGAUGGCAGCGGCAGCUGGGACUGCAGCGGUGGUGCCCGGCCCCGGAGAGCCGCCGGUAGCGGCCCGAGAGCGGAGCCCCAAUACCUGGGCCCGGACGCCGCGGACACUCCGAGAAGCGCUUCUGGCGCCCUGACGCCUCCCGAGGCCCCCAGCGCACUCCUAGCCCCCUGCGCAGAAGAAUCGCGGCGUAAGCGCCCCCGGACCUGCUCAGGACCAGCUCACAGAACUCAAGACCAAAGGCAUUACUAGGCACAGAAACUCCCUUGUGGGCUCCACCAUGAGCCGGCGUGUAGUUCGCCAGAGCAAGUUUCGCCAUGUGUUUGGGCAGGCAGCAAAGGCAGACCAAGCCUACGAGGACAUCCGGGUAUCCAAGGUUACGUGGGACAGCUCCUUCUGUGCCGUCAACCCCAAAUUUCUGGCUAUUAUUGUGGAGGCUGGAGGUGGGGGUGCCUUCAUCGUCCUGCCUCUGGCAAAGACAGGACGAGUGGACAAGAACCACCCACUGGUCACUGGGCACACUGGCCCUGUGCUGGACAUUGACUGGUGCCCACACAAUGACAACGUCAUUGCCAGUGCCUCAGAUGACACCACUGUCAUGGUGUGGCAGAUUCCGGACUAUACACCAGUGCGCAACAUUACAGAGCCCAUCAUCACCCUCGAGGGUCACUCCAAGCGCGUGGGCAUCCUCUCCUGGCACCCCACGGCCCGGAAUGUUCUGCUCAGUGCAGGUGGUGACAACGUGAUCCUCAUCUGGAACGUGGGCACUGGGGAAGUGCUCCUGAGUCUGGACAACAUGCACCCCGACGUCAUCCACAGCGUGUGCUGGAACAACAUCGGCAGCCUGUUGGCCACCACCUGCAAGGACAAGACCCUGCGCAUCAUCGACCCCCGCAAAGGCCAGGUGGUGGCGGAGAGGUUUGCGGCCCACGAGGGGAUGAGGCCCAUGCGGGCCGUCUUCACGCGCCAGGGUCACAUCUUCACCACGGGCUUCACCCGCAUGAGCCAGCGAGAGCUGGGCCUGUGGGACCCGAACAACUUCGAGGAGCCAGUGGCCCUGCAGGAGAUGGACACGAGCAAUGGGGUGCUGCUGCCCUUCUACGACUCCGACUCCAGCAUCGUCUACCUGUGCGGCAAGGGCGACAGCAGCAUCCGGUACUUCGAGAUUACCGACGAGCCCCCUUUCGUGCAUUACCUGAACACGUUCAGCAGCAAGGAGCCGCAGAGGGGCAUGGGGUUCAUGCCUAAGCGGGGCCUGGACGUCAGCAAGUGUGAGAUUGCCCGGUUCUACAAGCUGCAUGAAAGGAAGUGCGAACCCAUCAUCAUGACUGUGCCCCGCAAGUCAGACCUCUUCCAAGACGACCUCUAUCCAGACACUCCGGGUCCCGAAGCGGCCCUGGAGGCCGAAGAAUGGCUGUCGGGCCAGGACGCAGAGCCCGUCCUCAUCUCCCUAAGGGACGGCUACGUGCCCGCCAAGAACCGAGAGCUCCGGGUCACCAAGCGCAACAUUUUGGACGUCCGCCCGCCGGCAGGCCCUCGCCGCAGCCAGUCGGCCAGCGACGCCCUCUCGUCGCCCACCCUGGAGACGCUGCUGGAGGAGAUCAAGGGCCUCCGAGCUCAGGUGCAGGCGCAGGAGCAGCGCAUCACGGCCCUGGAGAACAUGCUGUGCGAGCUGGUGGACGGCACGGACUAACUGGCACGGCGCGCGGGGCUGUAGGACGGA